UUAUUUUAUUUAAACUGAAGCAUUCCACUUCAUGUCCCUAAAUUACAUAUAAUGGUUGUCAUACUAAAUAGAUUAUCAUUAUAAAUAAUAGAUAAUAGAUUAAAUUUUUAGUAAACAAAAAAAAAAAAAUAUAAGCAAAUACUUAUUAAUAUAAUAAUUAAAAUAAAAAUCUAAUGGCUCCCAAGAAAAAUGGUUUUAGUGCUUUUUUGCUACAUUGUAAAAAUGAAGAACUUAAGAAUGGUAGGAAUAUUAAUAUGAAAGAUCUGGUUGAUGAACUAGAACCUAUUUGGAAAGAUAUGAAUGAUGAAAAAAAAAAUGUUUACAAAAAAAUGGCUGCAGAAUUAAAUGCUCGUCAGACUAAAGCUCAUACUCCUCAACAAAUAGAAAGGCUGCAUGAAAAUAGUGAUGAUUAUUGGAUGAUGCAAACAUAUGUGGAAAAAAUGUUUCAAUUUAUACCUGAUAAUGAUCAAUUGCUAAAAAGAAAAUUUAUGUUAUUACAUAUUAAUUGUCAUGCUCAUGAUGGAGAGCAAUAUUAUUUUCCUGCUGAAAUAUCUGCUCUAGAAUUUUCAUUAUUAAAAGGUGUAACACGCAUGUAUCACAAAAUAAUAGGCAUAUCAAAGAUUUACCCAAAAGGUUUUGCUGGUGGUAUGAGAGAACAUUCUGAUAAAUUUCAUCAGAUAUCUUGUUGGGAUGAACACUCAGAUAAUUAUAAUGAAAUAUUAUUAGAGUUACUUAGUUUUUUAAAAGAUGGACAAGUUUUUAAUUCAGAUUUAGUCGAAGGUAAAUUAGAUUUACCAUAUAUGUUUACAAUAGAAACAGAAAGUGGUUCAAAUAUGAUGAAUGCAAAGUCUAGUCUUGAAACUUUAUACAGCACUGUUUUUCCAGAGCAUACUUCAGAACGGUAUAAAUCACUAUUCAAAAUGGGAUCAGUUGAAAGGUUAUUCAACGAAAUUCUAAAAAGGUUCAAUAUUCAUUUAGAUGAAAGAUAUAUUAGAUCUGGAAUGACCAUUCAUGACAUCCUAGAAUCUGAUAUAUAUGGGCAUGGUCUUGGUUGUAUGUAUCAUGAACUAAAGGAGAUUGCAUAUAAAUGUUCAAAGUCGCGUAUUCUUCAAUGGAUGUCAAAUAUGUGUAAACAUAUACAUGAUUAUACUGGUCUUGAACUUAUUCCUGGAAGACAUGUAGCAGUUUUGUUGAGGGAUGGAUCAAGAAUGAUUAUUGAAAAUGAAGAAGUACCACUUACUAGAACUGAUCUCAAAAUGAAAUCAUUAACCGAAUAUAUUGACUAUCAAGAAGAUUUUUAAUUAAUUUUUUUCUAUUAACAUGAUUUAAAAUUUAAUUUAUUUUUUUUUUAAAUCUAAUGUAUCAUUUUCUUUUUAAUAUUUUGUUUGACUUGUUAUUAUAAUUAAAGUACUUAAAUAUGAUUUUUUUAAGAAUUUAAAUCAAUUAUUAUCUUUAAAAAUAAUAAGUGAACAGUUUAAUAAUAUUUCCAAUUACUAUUAUUAACAUUUUUGCUAAAAAUUUAGUGUUUAAUGAUUUGUUAAUAAUUUAAUUACUAUAAUACUUAUUUAAUUAAAAUUUGGUACUUUUAUAAUAGUAUUUUUGAGAUUAAUUUUAAUUCACUCAUAAUAUUUAUUUUGACUUAAUAUCUAUAUUUAAAGAAUAUUGCAAAUAUAAGUGUCGCUAUUAGCAUAGUGGCAAUGUAUAAACCGUGAAAAAAGCAAAAAAAAAAAAAUUGGUUACAAGAGCAUUACAUUUUUUCCUAAUCAAAUAUAAAUUAUAACAUUGGAGCAGUAAGGAAAAAAACAAAUAAAAACUCUUACGUAUUAACAAAA
Daktulosphaira vitifoliae (grape phylloxera) is the source of this 1832-nucleotide messenger RNA. RefSeq names its product protein maelstrom (gene mael). Bases 174 to 1301 code for a protein of 375 amino acids. The record is from RefSeq and is a predicted model, not a curated record. Gene Ontology annotation, biological process: regulation of miRNA-mediated gene silencing; negative regulation of DNA-templated transcription; piRNA processing. Gene Ontology annotation, cellular component: nucleus; P granule. The transcript is spliced from 8 exons. Gene Ontology annotation, molecular function: sequence-specific DNA binding. NCBI's taxonomy places the organism in Eukaryota, Metazoa, Arthropoda, Insecta, Hemiptera, Phylloxeridae.